Messenger RNA from Podarcis lilfordi (Lilford's wall lizard), 22266 nucleotides. The record is from the annotation of a GenBank genome assembly. NCBI's taxonomy places the organism in Eukaryota, Metazoa, Chordata, Lepidosauria, Squamata, Lacertidae.
CUCUGAGGCGGAGCAACGGGCAGAAGCGGGAGGAGGAGCCGUCCUCUGGCCUAGGCCCCCAGCCGAGUCUUCCGACUCCUCCUCCAGGAAAUGCCGGCGCCUGCCCAGGAAGACCCGGGUCGUAAACACGAGCUCGCCUCCCGCGUAGCCUCGUUCAUACUGCGGUCAAGGAGGCAGGCGUCCCAUUCCUGAGGUAAAAAAAGGAAUUCCCGGUGGCCGAAAGCCGAAGCCGCCGCCAUCAUGGGGAAAUCAUUCGCCAACUUCAUGUGCAAGAAGGACUUCCACCCGGCCUCCAAGUCCAAUAUCAAAAAGGUGAGGAGGAGGAGGAGGAGGAGAUGAACCAGCGGGUUUCUCCUUUCCCCCCAACCCAGCCGACACGCUUCACACACCGCCAAUGCACCCAUGGCCCGUUCAGACGUGGUAGAGCCGGCGUGUAUUCCUCCCUUUGGGAGGCCUCCCCCUUUUAACUUCCAGUGAGUGGGGGGAGAUGCUUUCUGUCUUCUGUUCGAUAGUGGAAAGGCCUCCUUCUGGAGGUGGGGGGCUUUUCCUUCCUCGGAGGUGUUUUGUUUUGUUUUUAAGCAGAUGGCCCUCUGCCAUGGGUGCUUUAGAGAUAGGGGGUUAGGCUAGAUGACCACCGGGGACCCUUCCAACUCUACGGUUCUAAGAUUUCGGGGGGGGGGGGUUCCUCAUAGCACAAAGCAAACCCUCACAGCCUGGAAUAUUUUCAGGUCAUCCCUUCCGUCAUCCCAGCAUCCGCAGCCCUGGUUUUGUGACCACUUGAGCCAUGGGACGUUGGGGGGGGGGGGCAAUUAAGAGGCAAAGUGGGGCGACUGGCUCUGGCGACAGCAGGGAGGCCAUUUGAAUAAAAUACAGGGGAGCAGGCAGGUAAGCCGCUCCCUCUGGAUCACAAGAUUAUGGUGCACAGCAUCAAUUGAAUGGCAAUGCCCAUCAACUUUGGAAGGGCCCAGCCCGCUCAAAUAUUUUAUUGGGGGGGGGAGUUGGAUCCAUACGCUAGGGCAGAAGAUCCCGAUGCCCAAGUUUCUUUCCCCUCUUGUGCCUUUAAAAAAUAAAUAAAUUAUACAUUUCACUGUUUUUACAAUCAUUUUGACAUUUUAAAACUUGACUUCCUUCCCCCUCUUUCUGCAGUUCCUUAAAUUUUUAAUAUCUUCUGCAUAUCCAAAUUCACUUAACUUACUCAUUUAUUUGUUUUCUUUAAAUAUAUACUCUUAUGUAACUGCAGGUUAUUACAAUAAUCCUGCCAGUGUUUUUAUCUGUUUGCUAUUUAUCUGUAAAUAUUCUCUUUCCCCUCUUGUUCCUGAUGCAGAUCCUCUCUCACCCCUUCUUCCCUGGUGGGUGGGGUGGGGUAGAAAUAAAACUACCAUUUUGGGGUCUGCCUCAGUUGCCGAAAUGUCUUGGGCUGACCCUGGUGGAGCAUCUGUCCUCUUACUACUUUUUAAAAUUAAACCACCCUGGACAGAGUAUGGUGCUGAUAAUGCCAGUGUUGCAGGUUCAAUCCCUGUAGAGCAGGGGUGGCCAACUUCCAAAAGACUGUGAUUUACUUUCAGAAUUAAAAUCUGGCAGUGAUCUACCCCUGUUUUUUUAGGGGUGCAGGCUUCUUUAGGGAGGGGAGUUCCGUUUUUGGGAGGAAGGCAAGGGAAUUUGGGGAAGUUAACUCACUCACAAAAGCGUCACUAUGGAUGAAAACAGCCACUCAGAGGGAGCUCCGUCUUCCCUUCCUGAGUUCAAACAAUGGAGGGGACGCGGCAGGAAUCAGAUUUACCUACGCAGAGGAAAGGGAGCCAGAGAUCGACCGUGAUCUACCAAAACAUCACAGGGAUCUGCCAUUAGAUCGCGAUCGAGCUAUUGUACAUCCCUGCUGUAGAGCAUGGGUAGGCAAACUAAGGCCUGGGGGCCGAAUCCGGCCCAAUCGCCUUCGAAAUCUGGCCUACGGAUGGUCCGGGAAUCAGCGUGUUUUUACAUGAGUAGAAUGUGUCCUUUUAUUUAAAAUGCAUCUCUGGGUUAUUUGUGGGGCAUAGGAAUUUGUUCAUUUUAUUUUUUCAAAAUAUAGUCUGGCCCCCCACAAGGUCUGAGGGACAGUGGACCGGCCACCUGCUGAAAAAGUUUGCUGACCUCUGCUGUAGAGGAAAGCAGCAUAUCCCUGCAUUCGGUUGGGUUGGAUCAAAUGAUCCUCAGGUUCCCUUCCAAAUCUACAGUUCUAUAUGCCCUUGAUGAGCGCUUAAAAUAUUUCAUAUUCUGUGCCUUGUUGUUCAGCAGGGCAAUUCUAUAUAUGCCUGUUCGAAAGUAAGCCCCAACUGAGCUAAAUAGGUCUUACUCUCAAGGUUAGCAAGUAAGCGCCAAUUUGAUACAGGCCAUUGAGAACUGUCAUUGUGAAAACCGUGGGUGAUGUAUUACAUGCAUGUACUUCCCCUUCCUCACUGUCCCCUAAAGCCUGCCCCCCUCAAUCUGCUCUUUAUUGUCACCAAACUACCUGGGUCAUAUUGGGGAAGGGUGUACCUAUGAGGUUGACAGGUGUGUAAUUACAUGGGUCCCCCUGGAUUAUUUGUUUACGUAUGGGUUUUACGUUGCUUAUUAUCAUCCACUCCACUAUGGAUACUGACUUUAACAUUAAGUUAUAUAUUUCACUUAAAAGAUUAAUAAUGGCCCUCAAGAACACUUGGGUGAAUGCCAUCUAGCAUGGGCAGAGCGGAUUAUAUCUUAAACUGUCCCUGUCAGGGGAAAAGGCAGGGUAUAAAUAUAUGACAGAAUGGUGAAGCUUAAAAGUUAACGUUUUGUCAUUUUUAUCUGACAAUUAUUUUGAUGCCCCGCUACCGCUACAAACCUCCAAAAGCUGGUCAUUUUACAGAUGAGGACAAAAUGCUAAAUAUGUGGUUAACACCUUAUUUUCUUGGAAGUUAAUACUACUGAAAUAAAUUGAACUGCAAAGUUAGUGUACUGGUAAGCAAUUUCUGGAUAAUGUGGGAUUUUCCAAAUUCUACCACCAGCACACCAGAUAGUCAAAAUACUAUCUAAUCUCUUAAACCAUGUAACUGUGUUUACACAUAUGCUGGCAGUGUUUCCUAAUUUAUUUGGAUUACAGAAUUUCAGUACAGAGGAGGAGGAGUUUGGAUUUGAUAUCCUGCUUUAUCACUUCCCUAAGGAGUCUCAAAGUGGCUAACAUUCUCCUUUCCCUUCCUCCCCCACAACAAACACUCUGUGAGGUGAGUGGGGCUGAGAGUCUUCAAAGAAGUGUGACUAGCCCAAGGUCACCUAGCAACUGCAUGUGGAGGAGCGGGGAAUCGAACCCGGUUCACCAGAUUACGAGUCCUCCACUCUUAACCACUACACCAUACUGGCUCACUGAUUGCAUAUAAAGUGGAAAUACUUAUAUCAUAUUUGUUCCCUUUAGGUAUGGAUGGCAGAACAGAAAAUAACUUACGACAAAAAGAAACAAGAAGAGUUAAUGCAGCAAUACCUUAAAGAGCAGGAAUGUUAUGAUAACAGGUGAGAAACAACAUUUAAUCUUACAUUUUAGUAGAUAAAAAACCCAUCUACUUUUGGUUUCCUAAAAUCUAGCAGAUAUAAGCAUCUCAGUUUGGGACUUCUCAUACUACUAAUCUGUUUUUGAGUCUCAAACUUUUAUUUGAAAAAUGGUAAGUUGUAUUCACUGAAGCCAUUGCUAUUCCAGAACACUUAUACAACGGUACUGUACUUCCUCUCCUUUUUGCCUUUAAACCAUUAAGCCUUGGAACGUAACCCACACAUAAAUGGGGAGUUGCCAUUUUAUUUUAUUUUAAAAUGUUUUAGUAUCUAAGACACCCAUCUCCUGUUUCUUUGUGAUCAUUCUCAUUGUUUUUUGUAUAGAUUGCUUAUGGGUGAUGAGCGUGUGAAGAAUGGUCUAAACUUUAUGUAUGAGGCCCCACCAGGAGCAAAGAAAGGUAAUUUCUAACAUCAACACAAAUAUAUAAAUUAUCCCUUUCUGCUGAGCUUGGAACUCUGCAUAAUAGCUCAUAGAACUUGAUCCUACAUUGUAUCCAAGGUUUGAAUACUAUGAAAAGACUUUUAAAGCAGAGUCUUGGGCAGGUUUACUCAGAAGUAGCUACUACUAAGUUUAAUAAGAUUUACUCAUAAGGAAGUAUGUAUUACUGCAGCCUCAGCUAUAAGUCUAGAAAUAAGACCUUGGGGUUUACAUGACUGCAAAUAAAUGUGCAUUUUUUUAAAUAAGGAAAAUACUUGGAUUUAAUAAGUGCUCUAUGAUUUUUAGAGAUGCAUGAUAUCCUAUUAUCUGGAUGUUGCCUGCAAUAUUGAUAUCUACUUGUCUUUUCUAAUGUUUCGUCUUAUCUUUUCCUUCUAUGCUGAUAAUGAAACAAGAGAGCAAAGAGGUAAUUUUGAAAUUUAUUUCCCCCCCCCCCCCAAUUAUAUUCGGCAUAAAUUUCAAACCAGGUGUUUUUAACAGGACUUUAUAUUUGUUGUUUUUAGCAAGAAGGAGAGACUGAGUACAAAUUUGAAUGGCAGAAGGUAGCUCCACGUGAAAAGUAAGAAUUAUCCCUUUCUUAUUUGGAUAAUGCUGUAUGCAGAGUUUAUUUUCAAGUAUGUGCUCUUAAGUCUGAAAAGUAUGUGCUCUAAAGUCUUAAGUCUGAAAAGGUUUUCCUAGUUCCUCAAGGUUGAAAUCUUCUUUAAAUAAAACAACAGAAAAAGGCCCUCUCAAGUGGUAUUAUCUUUGACCUGUUUUUCAAAAGUGGAUCAACUGAGUCCUAUGGCUCCUAUUUCAGAUCUAAAUAAAUAUAAAAUCCAUGAACUUGUGGAGAGGUGAAUGGAUAAAGAAAAAUGCUGACCAAACUCAGCUGAGUAAACUUCCAGUAUUACUGACAUUCAUCACACAAUGGGAAGAUUCAUGGAAGUAUGAAAAGAGUUCUGGUCCCUGCCUCCAGAACAGCAUCAGAAGGGGGUGGGGGUUGCAGCAGAAUGGGGGAAUCGGUGGGAUUCAAAUCUUACUCAAAUGCCUCUCUUCUCAUGCAAGACAUGGAUCUAACUCAAUGCAUAUAUUUAUUUAAAUUAGUUCUAAUGCUACUUUUCCAGUUAAAAGACUAAAAAUAAGUUCACAAAUAUGGAAAAACUAUAUACAUCUUGAUGACAGAACAGAAGCAGGAGUAACAAAACAGCAGUCAAGAAAACUCAAAGCUACAGGAAAUCAUGAGAAUAUUAAAAAAUAAUAAACAUGGUAGAAAGUGUGUAAACAACAUGUUUUUUCCUUAAGUGAAACUUCCUUGACUUGCUGAACAUGACAGUUUUGAUUAAAUAAUGAUGCUGUAAUUUCACAAACUUGUAAAGUAUUUGAUGUCAUUCAAACCCAAAGUUUCACAAUUGAAACUGUUCUCCUUUAUUCUUAAUUCUACAUCGUUUGAAUCCCCAAUAAUAGUAUAAGUGUUGAGCUUAUGUAUACUUAUAUACCUUCUUGUACUUUAACAGAUAUGCUAAGGAUGACAUGAACAUUAGAGACCAGCCAUUUGGCAUCCAGGCAAGUUUUGUGCAUUUCCUCCCCUCCUGUUUUCAUGGUGAAUUUCAAAUGUUCAGUGAUGUACAUAAUAUUUUACUAGGUUUUUAACAUGCAGCUGUUUCAUUGGACAGACGGGGAUAUUGAAGAGUAAAAUUAUGUCAAUAUUGGCAUUGUUUCAGGUGAGGAAUGUGAGGUGCAUUAAAUGUCACAAGUGGGGCCACGUGAACACAGACAGAGAAUGCCCUUUGUUCGGCCUUUCUGGGAUUAAUGCAAGCUCUGUUUCCAAUGAUGGCUCAGGUAAGCACUUUAAAUGUAUUUUUAUCAUUCUAUCAAAAUACGUUUUGAAAUAUUUUCUCAAACCCAUUCUUGCUCUUUUGUUUUGAAGAAGCAUUUUCGUGCCACUUCUCUGAAAGGAAUAAUGUUCCUUCUGUGUUUUGUGAGCCAUCUGAUUCAGUGAUUCCCAAGCUACGCUGGAGCACUACAGUAUGUUGCCAGAGGGACUGAAGUGUGCCUUGAAAAACUAAGGCAAUAUGCUGGGUGCAUUUGUGGCUCCAUGCAGCAUUGAUCCCCUCCCGUCACUGCCAAUACGUGGGCAAUGACAUCAUCCUGAUGGAAAGCUCUUGGAUUUCCUGGCACAACUCACACUACAGCUAUAAGGCACAGGGGAAUCCCUUAAGUACCAGGAAAGAAAGGAGGACAGGAUGCUAGGAGUAUUCUCUGGAACUGCACAGAGAGGAUACCUGCCCAUUGCUCUCAGAGCUAAUUAAGAAUAUACAUUUUUUUAAAAAUAAAUGUAACAGUGCAAUCCUAUACUUAAAAAGCAAGCCACACUGACUUCAAGGGGACAUACUAUCCAAUAAGUGUGCAUAGGAUUGUGAGCUUGAGAAGGAAAUGUGUAAUCAGGAGCAGGGGACCAGAUGAGGCUCCCUAGUCCUCUCUGUCUGGGGAGUCCCAGGCCACACCUGUCACUGGCCCUGUUUUGCACCCUGAAUAUUCUUGUUCAGCUAAUGUGAGCUUUAACUCUGCUAAUGCCUCUUGCUUGUCUAGAUGGAGAAGGGUUUGAGAAGGUGUUUAGAAACUAGCCUACUGUACAAAGUACUGUACUGUACAUACACUUUUGCCUCUGGCCCUAUCCACCGCUGGCAUGCGGCCCCCAAAAGGUUCCCUCGCGCUCAACAAGGUUCCUUACCUCUACACAAAAGGAAGUUGUAUUGGGACACAAACACAUUCCACUUGGUAUCUGCACAUUCUACCACAUUGCCACAUGCCACGUUGGUAGCAUUCAGGGAACUGAGAAAAUAAUCUGAAGUUUUGGUGUAUUGUGGACAAGUGCAAAUAGUCUCCCUAAAUUUAUCUAUCUCUUUCUUGAAACGGGUGGAGUUUUUUUGCUUCUGCCAGCAAGUUAAGUACUGUUCUUUAGUUCUCUAAUAUUACAAACUGAGUUGUGAUUUUUGCCUUGCCUUUAUUAAUGGUUCAAAUGGUAGAUGUUCUUGUGCUCAGUUCUUUAAACUUAAAUACAGUGGUACCUUGGUUUACAAACUUAAUUCGUUCCGGAAAUCCGUUCUUAAACCACAGCAUUCUUAAACCAAGGCAUGCUUUCCCAUAGCAGUGGGGGAUUCAAUUUACAAAUGGAACACACUCAACAGGAAGUGGAACAUGUUCUGCUUCCAAGGCAAAGUUCACAAACCAAAACAGCUACUUCUGGGUUUGCAGCGUUCUUAAUCCAAGUUGUUCAUAAACUAAGCUGUUCUUAAACAAAGGUAUCACUGUAUUUCCAUUCUAUUUGUAUAACAAAUAUAUAUCCUUAGGCCUAGGAGACUUAAGUUAAAAUCCCUGCUCUUCUCUCACCUCCCCUGGUGAUCUUCAGUGUUGCUAUCUAUUCAUAUCAGUGAGAGAGAGAGAGAGAGAGAGGCCUUCUUUCGCAGAUUGGAUUCUCUUAGGCUGAGGGGGUCCUCUUGGGGCUUUUAGAAUUAAAAAGGAAACUUUCCAGUAACCACUGGCAGUGAUAGUAAUUGACAGUGGAAGGGAAGGAAGGCUUCCCUGUGUACCAGAAAAGAAAGUGUGACUUUCUUUGCUUUGUAGCAUUCGUGAUUCAGCCCUGCCAUUUUAGAGUUGCCAUCAGUAUUUUGCACUCAACAACUUUGGUUUCUGCAAUAACCUCGCAUUAUAGUAUAGCGGUCACUUUUUUUUUGGCCAUUGGGCACAUUUCCACUUCUAAGUGUUGUGGGUGCCAGUCACAAAGUGGCUGCCAUUGGGGACAUAGCACAACACAGAAUGAGAGAAUGUGCACUCGUUGCUGUUUCCCUCUACCCCUUCCACCAGACAACCUCAUGCUUGCCAGCCAUGUCCCGCCGGUCCUGAUUUUGGAAAUAACACAGUACAGUCAUACCUCAGGUUACGAACGCUGUGGGUUGCGUGUUUUCGGGUUGCAGACCGCGCCAAACCCGGAAGUACCGAAACCGGUUACUUCUGGGUUUCGGUGCUCACGCAUGCGCAGAAGCACAAAAUGACAUCAUGCGCAGAAGCGCCAAAUUGCGUCACACGCGUGCGCAGACGCAGCACUUCAGGCUGCAAAUGCUGCGGGUUGUGAACGUGCCUCCCGCACGGAUCACGUUCACAACCAGAGGUAUGACUGUAUUGACUUUUCCACACACACAAUGAUGCUGUUGUUGUCUAAUAACAAGUACAGUUAUUUUCCCUCACCAUGCAACCACUCCACAUGCACAUGCAGGCACUCAUCACACACCUAUAGGCCACAGACACAGAUGCAUCACUCUCUCUUUCAUACAAAUACACUUCACAAAGACACAGCCUGCACAGGCAGGCCAUGAAGUGGCUGGAAAAGCUACCCUUGUCACUUUUGGCUAAUGAGCUAUGGUCUAUCUUCUGCCUAUCCUUGUGAAUUUCUUAUUAAACCUCAGCAGUUUGCAGAUUAUUUUCAUAGUUUUUGACGUCUCUGGAGCACCCUCUGUUAAAACUCUGGAGUAAAAUUUUGGGCAUUGUUAGUAUGUUGGAAAUAAUUUCCAGAGGGGUAACUGAUCAUCUGCUGCAGUAAAAAUAGCAAAGAGUCCUGCGUAAUACUAGGCUUAACAGGUAUGUUGCAGUACAGUACAGUCAAACCUCUUGUUACAUUUGCUUCAGGUUGCGUGUUUUCAGGUUGCGUCCCGCGGCGACUGGGAAGUACCGGAAAGGGUUACUUCUGGGUUUCGCCCCUCGUGCAUGCGCAGAUGCGCAAAAUGACGUCAUGCACAGAAGUGGCGAGUCGCAACCCGCGCAGACGUGGGUUGCAUUCUGCUCAUGUUGCGAAUGGGGCUCCGGAACAGAUCCCGUUCACAACCAGAGGUACCACUGUAUGGGUUUAGGAAAGUGAAGCUUAAAGGUCGAUCAGUCCAAGACAUAACAGUAGAUGCAUCCUGUUACUUUGCACAGGUGAAUGCCAUAUGUCAUCACAGUGUGUAUGACCAAUUUCUACCUAAAAGCCACUGGUGAUGAAUUGACAUAGGAAGAUAGUGGAAAUCAACACCUAAAUUAAGUCAGUGAAAUAGCCAGCCAAUUCUCUAUUGAGUCCACAGUAUCAGAUUUGCUAAUGAAUUCCAGUUGGGAAGUUUCAUACCGGAGCCUCCUUUAGAGGAAAGGUGGGACAACCUCACCCUUGUCACAAUCUUGAAGGUGCCAUCCAGGGAUGGUUUUCCAGCAAGAACACACUGCACCUAGCAGUGCUGGUUUCAAAGCUCACUGGCUGCAUGGCAGGAAUCAACUGCAGCUGGUUCCACUCACAUCCUGCACUGAUCUGCCCCAACCAGAUGGCAUCCGGGGCUGGUGGAGCUGUCGAGAUGGGGAGGGCAGAUUUAUUUAUCUCUCUUUCCUCUUCCAUUACAACUUACCACCCGAUCUUGGAGUCUCACAGUCAGCAGCUCCUUGUGCUUAAGAGAUGGGGCAGAAAUAGAUAGGCUAGGAACAGGUAAGGAAAAAGCAAGGUGAGCGGGUAGGAGGAGCAGAAACAGUGAGGCUAAGGGCUGGGCGAGAGCUUUUUGUGUGUGCUGCACUGAGAAAUGAGAGCUUUUUCUCCCAGUGCAGCACAUAAACCAAACAUUCUUGUCGGCGUUUCUUGUCUCUGCUUUAAACCAAAGCAGCACAGCCUGUCUGCUCCUUCUGCUGUUUUCCUGCCAAACCUCUGAAGUGGUGUGUUUGCUAAGCUGCUCUCUCUCAGCACAGAACUGCAACAGCAGCAAUGUGUAUCCUAAAUGAAUCAGAAUAAAAUUGGGGGUGGGUUGGGGGGGGGAGAAUAUUUUUAAAGUACUUCUGAUGUAUUGGUUUUGGGUAUUGAUUGAUUGAACAAGCUACUUUAUGUAAAUUGCAGUAAAUAGCUGUGUCCUGAUUGGCUAGGUGUUUCCAGUCAAGGAAAGAAGGCUAUUUAGAGGAGGAGUGGGUCUCGUUACCCUGCCUGAGGACUGUUUUUCUAUAGGAAAUGGCUUGCAGAAAUAGGUGUUUUUAUCACUCACUUGCCCCUUUCUGGAGAGUUGGGGGGCAGGCGACAGCAGUGCAAAUUCCAAGCGGAAAGAUAGGCCAUGGGUGAUUUUAGUGUGCAAGUGGGAGGGGGUUAGCACUGUGAUUAAGCGGGGGGAGGGAGACUGGGGCUGUUAUGGGGAAGUGGCUGCAUUUGGUGGGUCGCUGCGCUUUUUUUGCCCUUCUGGACCAGCAACCCCUGCUUUGUACAGAAUAGCAUCAGGGUGAUUGCACCCAUACAGUUUAAAGCCCCUGUUUGGUGCUGAUGAGUGCCUUGUUCCUUAAGAAUGGGUGUCUGUUUUUAACAAUACAAAACAGCACAGCUCUAUACUGUAGCAGACAGAAGAAAUAACAUGCAUUCUGUCUGUGUGGGUUUCAUUUUUCCCUUUGUAUACAGACCAUAGUACUAAUCCAGUUGGUGAUUCAGACCUUUAAAAAAAUAUAAUCUCUCCGCUUUCACAAGUCUCCUAUUGAAUAAUAUAUCUUGCUGGUGAAUGGAGAUUAUUUUUGCAAUAAGGCAAUUUCACUGGAUGUGGUUAUCAUGGGAUAAUCACACCCCUGGGGUACAGCCUUGUCUGUAAUCUCCCAGGAGUGUAAUUAUUUCAUGACAACUGCACCCCCCCUGGUGUUGCAUUUAUUUCCAUUAUGAAAUCUUAGUUUGAUAUAUAAAGUAACUUACUUUGAUCACUGGAAAGCUACAUGGUAGUCUGAGAAUAUUCCAGCUGCGAGGUUUACCGAGACCAGCUAUAAGCUUUACUACAGCCUUUACAAAGUUAAAUUAGGCAAUCAAAAUGCUUCUUUAGGCUAAGCUGGUUUUAGAUUUUUUUAAAAAAAUAUUUUCCCCCACUGAUUGUAACUUUCCAGGUUCAUAAUCAAUAUAAGGUAGCAAUUAAAUGCAAAACUCUAUCAGUUGAGGUGAACUGGCACUGUGUAUUUUCCUGAAGGUGUGGUCAGUUGCAUCCAAAAGAUCCCUAAUGUUAAUCUAGCUUUUUUGUCUUCUAGUUAAAUACCAGCAAAUGCUAAUUAUUUAUACCAUUGAUGAACUAUGACAAAACUGCUGGAGGAGCACAAUUACUUCUGCUUCUUCUGAGGGCCAGAUUGAACAUUGCAAGAAAUGUGUGGCUACCACUAAAUAUGGCUGCUGGGAAACUGGUUCUCUCUCUUCCUUCUGUUACAGUAGAACUUGCCUCAUGUUAAAACAAAACAAUGUUCUACAUUGUGCUCUUCCACCAUGCCCAUUGCCAAUGGGUUCUACUAACACAAAACAAGAGCAGGGAACUGCAGAACUUGGUGAUAUCAUGGGAUCAGCUGUUUUAUCAUGGGAUUUAGUUUUAUAUUUUGUAUCUUAUUCUCUGUACAACAGGUAGCAACAGAACAUGGCUGCCAUUGACAAUUGCUGCUAUCUUAAAAUUUACUGUCUGGCCCUCAAUCAGGGUUUGUUUAAGAUUUACACCUUUUAAAUAUGUCUUCUUUUCAGAUGGAAUAUAAAUCCUUUUAAUUACAGUGCGACUUGCUGCCAAGUAGAUAGGUUUAGAGGGACGCAGGUGGUGCUGUGGGUUAAACCACAGAGCCUAGGAUUUGCCAAUCAAAAGGUCGACAGUUUGAAUCCCCGCGAUGGGGUGAGCUCCCAUUGCUCAGUCCCUGCUCCUGCCAACCUAGCAGUUCGAAAGCACAUCAAAGUGCAAGUAGAUAAAUAGGUACCGCUCCAACGGGAAGGUAAACGGUGUUUCCGUGCGCUGCUCUAGUUCACCAGAAGCGGCUUAGUCAUGCUGGCCACAUGAACCGGAAGCUGUACGCCGGCUCCCUCAGCCAAUAAAGCGAGAUGAGCACCGCAACCCCGACUGGACCUAAUGGUCAAGGGUCCCUUUACCUUUACCUAGAUAGGUUUAGAAGUGCGAUCUGCGAUCUAGAGCAACUUCAAAAUGCAGCCAGGGCAUUAAAAUUUAGGGUAGGUUUUUUUCAUUCAAUCCAUAUGUAUGUGUCUGUGUGGUGCUAUCGUGGAUGCAAAUCAAAAUAUUGACUCCAAAACAAAAACAAAAUACAGUGGUACCUUGGUUUACAAACUUAAUCCGUUCCGGAAAUCCGCUCUUAAAUCAAAGCAUUCUUAAACCAAGGCAUGCUUUCCCAUAGCAGUGGGGGACUCAAUUUUCAAAUGGAACACACUCAACAGGAAGUGAAACAUGUUCUUAUUCCAAGGCAAAGUUCACAAACCAAAACAUCUACUUCCGAGUUUGCAGCGUUCUUUAUCAAAGUUGUUCAUAAACUAAGCUGUUCUUAAACCAAGGUACCACUGUAUAAAAAACAACACAGAUAUUGGGAAAUGUUUUAAAAAUGAAGCCAACAAGAAUUAGAAGCUGUGGAAAUAGAAUGGUUAUUUGUCAGCAUCGAUUGUAAACUGUGUGCGAAGAAAGUUUGCACACACUUGCUUGAAGAAUGGCCCUAUGAAUACAGGUUAAACCUGUGUUUCCUACAAUAGCUAACCAUCAAUACUUAAUGGUCAGUGUGCACAUACUUUAUUGCAGCAAGGCAGGGAAACCAAUUCCUAUUUUAAAUAUUCUAAAUUUGACAGAAUUCGUGGCAUAGUGAAAACUGACAUUGGUUGCCCCCAAUGCAUUUCAACACGCCCUGACAAAAUCACUCCUAGCAAAGAGGAAAAAAUGGAAUUGCUCACUGUACUGUUGUGCAGUUUGCCCUCUCAGCAGAGUCCAGAUUAAAAUGUUUUACUUGUUUGAUUCACUUUGUUCCCACAUUAUAGCUUAAAUUAGAAAAGUUAGAGAAAGUUGGCAUUGGCCAUUUUGAUGAUGACAUAAUAAGCAUAAGCAACCAGUAAAAAGGGCUGCCACAUGAAGAUACAACCCAGAGACAUUUCAAAAAAAUCAUAAUGAAGUUUUGCCACCUUACAUGAGCUUGAAGGAGAGAGAGAGAGUGUGUGUGAGAGUGUGUUUUUAAAUACUGUAGAGGGUUCUGAUUUACUUGUCAUUUUCAGAAUGUAUCCUAGCCAGCCACUAGAGGGAAGCAUGUUCACUUUUAGUCACCGAUAGCAACCUUGCAUUUUCCUAAUAGCAACCAAGUCUUGUGCAAAAAUUGUCUCCUUCUGAGGCUUGCCUUUAAAGCUAACCACCUCAAGAUGGAACUCUGCAUGCAGGACUCAAUGAAAUCUCUUUGUCUCUCUCUCUAUUCUUGACCUUCCCACUCUAACACAACACACUCACACUUUUAAUAUAUCACCAUUUGUUGUCCUUGCUGAAAUGCUUGUAAUUACAUUUGUGUUGUCUGGCUGUACAUAUAUCCCCCCCCCCAAAGCAUCUAUACAGGUUUCCCUUGUCAGAAGGGCUGUUUGACAAAGGAGGAGCAGGAUUGGGCUUGGAGAAUGAGGCCCUUCACUAACAUGACAUUAUAGCAGGUUAGGGAACCCCAGUCCGCAGGCCAAAUUUCAGCAAAGCCAUAUCCACCUGCCUGACACGUGAUGACAUAUAUGACAUCAGGUGUGGGGCAGGUAAGGACAGGGCUUUGAAAUGGGAUUUGUGGACUCUGUCAAAACCCCUUUGACAGCACUUCCCAAAAGCCCAGCAAUCAACUGGUUUCAAGCACUUGGUGAAAGCUGCACAAAGUGCUUUGCAAGUCCCAAGUACAAAGUGCUGCAUUUUGACAGGUUUCAAUCACCUGACAUCAAAUGACUAACUAGUGAGUAGUCCCACCCUCCUGUCAGAGGUUGCCUGUGGGGAUGGGGUGGGUGUGUGAUAAAGAUCUGGCCUACUGGGCCAAGAGAGUUUCCCACCCCUGCAUUAUGAUAACAGCCUAAAUUACACUUGCUGUUACUUCAUUAUCUACCCCUUAUGAGAACAGCUACCAGAACAAGGGACAGAUCUGGAGAACCAGACUUGCCCCUCCCUCAUUCUGUCCUAUGCUUUGGUCAUGCUUAUUGUUCCUUUUUUCUGCCUCUUGAAAUCCAAAUCUAAACUUAAGAAGCUAAGAAGUACAGAAAUCGCCUUCAGUUGUGAAUCAGCAUGCACUUUUUGAUUUGCUUAAGCUGCAAUGCCACACACUGCUACCCUGUUCAGAUUUCAGUAAAGAGGACAGAGUGCAUUAAGCAAGAUUCAAAGGCCUGUUCUUUGAUAUAAUUAAGAGUUGCAUUAUUUAAAAGAAAAGUAGUAUAUCUAAGAGCAUUUGAUGUGGUUACUUUUAUACCACCUUAUGAGAAAGGAAUGAUCUUGAGGAAUAAUAACAUGGUUUGAAACACCAAUGGGGGAGGCAACUGCCAACCUGUGUGUUUCCCAACUAAUGCCCUGCGUUUAUUUCAACCACAUCUCAAGCAACACAAUCCUAUGCAUUUCUGCUUGGACGCAAGUUCAGUGAGACUUACUCCCAGGUAAGCAUGUAUAGGAUUGCAGCCUAUGUGUGUAUGUAUACAUAUUAGUAGCAUCUUGAAGAGCACCUCUACGUAUCUGCCAAAGGAUCACCCUUUAUAGCAAUACUGAACACUCAUUUUGUACCCUCAUUUUGCAAAUUACUCUUUUCUUUGACAUCAACUGAAUCUGUAUUCUUAUAAUGCCUUUUUUAUACAUUUCACUGAAGAUUUAGAGCCUACUGAAACACUGCUUUCAUUUUAUAUUGGACAGGGGGAGGAGAGAUGUUUAUAUCAUUCACACACGACAUUGGCCUAGCAGUUAAACUCUGUAUAAGUGUUCCACUUUAAACGGCAUUCUUAACAACCACUAGGAUUCUCAGAUAUCGUGCUGUUUGGCGAUGAACUAGAAAAAUAAAUAAAUAAAACACAGAACAUAAGGCUAGAUUACAGGGCCAAGCUUUACAGAGCAGUUAAGGUUGGCGUUUAGUGUGCUGAAUUAGAAACCGUAACUGCUUCAGCCUCAAACCCACCCUACUGAGGAAAUCACAUACCAACAACAGCAACUUCUGAAGAGAGGGCCUGUGGUGGCAAAUCAAUAACCUCAAGGAAGGUGACUCGGGAUGUUAAAAAUCCAAAGUUCAUCUUCUUUUGCGCCUUGCUUGCGGACAACUUUUAUCCUUAUAUGAUCCUAUAUGCACACCCAACCUCUAAGGCAGGCAAAUCGUAAGCGCACUGAUUUGGAAAUAACUUCAGCUGACAUUUAGCAAGAGACAGUAUUAGCAGCACAAGAGUACUUUAUGUGUUGAGUCUUAAAAAUAUCUCAGUUCUCUGAAUGAAACCUCCAAAAUCGAUCUUCGAUAUAUUAUCCCUACAACUUCUGGCACCCCAACUUUCAUUGGGCUGCGAGCAUGCCCUUGUGAGAGACAAACAUGUACCUGAGCAUGCAGAGGUGUUGUGCUGUGAAAGCAGGUUGUGGGCACAUUCACACAAUUUCUGAGAGCUGCUUUAAACAAAAGGUUUGGCUAAUAAAUGAAUGACAGCAGAUAGAAACAGCAAAAGGUGAGAAUGAAGCAGGUAGCUCUGCCUAAGUUGUUGUUACUGACAACAAGAACACUAUCACUUGGUAAGUAAUAACUAGCUAAUUCAUAGUAAUGCUAAGAGGCUUCCAGUACCAAAUGCAGCAAACCACCUCUUUUUUCCAUAAUGAAUGUGCCAUCAUGCUGAUGAGACAGAAUAUCAUUUGGAAGUACAAAUUUAAAAAAUACUUAUGGCUAGUGUAACAUACUGGCGUUUUGCCAGGUUGGAAGAAAAAGAAAAAAACAGAAUAAGAACAAUUUUAACAUGCAAUUCCACCUGAAGAGCAAAAAGGUAGUUAUAGUCCAAUCCUAUACAUGCCAAGUAUGCUGUGGUUAAGGUUAAAUGUGGUUCAUGUUGGUACAGAUAUAAUAAUAAGGCAGGUUCCUGGGCUGGGCAAACAUAGCAGAGAGGGGAAGAGAGCAAUCCGAUUUUUGAGCCACUAAUCACAGUGAGGAGAAAGGAAUCAUUACAUUUGUAUCUACCCAUAGCAAAAACUCAUUGAAGUUUUUCUACAAUCAAGCAGUAUAUAAAUUUUAUGAGUGAAAAUUAAAUAUUUAAGACAUCUAAUUCUUGUGAUUCUGUAGACCUUCCACAAAUCAUGGGCCAUGUGACUUGCAUACUCUCAUUUGAGAUUUAUAUUGUAAGCAUUUUAAACAACAUUUAAUUUUCUGAAAACUAUUUUUUCUAACAUCUUUAAAGUAUCCCUCUUAAAAGUAUGUGUUCGUAUUUAUUCUUGGUAUCAGAAAACAUUUGCAUCUUAAAGUUGGCAUGGCUUUCAAAGCUUCCUUUUUUUAUAUUUUUGUACUUUUAUCAAAAGCUUACAGGCAGACAAUACCUAAAAUAUAUUGUUUUCAACAUGACAAAGUUACAUAAGAAGAGAAUCCCCUUGCACUUAAAGAAAAAUGCAAUUAUUUUCCAUCUGAAUCUCCAGACUGCUGUUUUAGAAAAUCAUAUCUGAUUAUUUGCUCAGCAGAAGAUUAUUGAGUUGAUUUAGCUGUGAUUUUACUUAACAAAGCUUCAACCGAAUUCCCACUGUGGAGUCCAAAAAAGGUAGAGAGAUAUAAAUGAUACAUUCAAACUGUGAUUUUGGUGAACAGGGCCAUCAAUGCACCCCUCGGAGCUAAUAGCGGAGAUGAGAAACAGUGGGUUUGCACUGAAACAAAAUGUACUGGGGAGAAACUUGACCGCAAAUGAUCCAUCACAGGUAAUGAUCUUUUUAUCAGUAAGCUGAAAAUGUCUGUAAAUCUAAAUGUGAUUGCUUGUGAAUUGUUACUUAAUGUUUUUAUAAUAUGCAUAUCCAUGGGAAAGCUGAAUAGAUAGAGCAAGGGAUGUGUGUCCCGAAACUUACUGUGUUUUCCAUUUCUUCUUUUUUUUGUUAUCAGAGUGACAGGUGUAAAAUAAUUUUUCCAACCCAUAGUUUAAUAAAUGAAAUGCCUCCUGUGGGUUAGUAGUGAUUUAAUACCUGCCAGAGGAAAUAGUUUUAGCUUCUGCUACCUUUGCCUUAUCCUAAGAGGCUGCCUUAGCCAGAGCAACCAGUGGGUGAAGCCAAAGGGGAAAUAAUGAAAAUGUCCUUCAGGCAAUGCCAUGUUUGGAAGGUACAAUCCAGAACACUUCCCUUGGGUGCUCCAGGAAGAGGAUACAGGUAAGUUUGGAAAACACAUAGCAAGUCAAGGCAUGUUGGGAGAUGACAAAGGGUCUGCCGCUGUGGUCUUUCCACUGGCUCUCCCCUGUUCAUUGGUGACAUCCAAAGGAGACAAUUGGAGCUGUGUAGGCUUGCAUUUACUGGUGAGAAAGCUUUUAAAAGCUGCUUCUUGGAGGGCAGCCCUUCUCCCUCCUCAGGGAAAAGCCCCCAAGAGCCGCACACACGCUCCACGCGGCUCUUUAAAGGGAGCACUGAGCAGAGCCUCCCGCCUGCAUUCGCACCAUAAGACGCACACACAUUUCCCCUUACUUUUUAGGAGGGGGAAAGUGCGUCUUAUAGAGCAAAAAAUACGGUAAUCUCUUCUCAGACUCUUGGACAAGUUACGCAUGAAGAUUGCAGAUCUGUGUGUUUAAAACACAGAGCUGCCCUAGUCCAGGCUUCCUCAAGCUCGGCCCUCCAGAUGUUUUUUGGCCUACAACUCCCAUGAUCCCUAGCUAGCAGGACCAGUGGUCAGGGAUGAUGGGAAUUGUAGUCUCAGAACAUCUGGAGGACCGAGUUUGAGGAAGCCUGCCCUAGUCACGUAUAAAAAAUGGAGAGGGGUUCUGAUUUUAAAUGUUAAAAAAAGCACACAGGUGAAAGGACGUGACCCCUGUGGCUUUUCUCCCUGUAGUUCCUCUUCAGACACUUUCCCCCCAAUUGGGACUCCAGUAUUAGAUGUGUGCCUGGCUGAGAUAAAAGUGCUGCAUGGAGAUAAGCCUCAGGAGGGAUGAGGAUUCUGCUCCUCUCACUCACACGCAACCUUUGUUUUUAAAAUUGAACAUCUCCACCCUCUCCUUUCUACAUGCAAGUCCUGCAUUUAAAGACAUGGACCAACUGCUGUCACAUCUAACUUGGCCCUCAGUGUGGGGUGUGCAUUUUAUGUCUAAUUUGAGUUGUACUUCAUAAAAAUUGAGCUCCGACCAGUGUGCAAGAAAUGAGAAACCAAAGCACAUAAAAGGAUCUUAAAUGUUAAAAUGGAAACAUAUCGUUUGAAAAGGGGAAAGCCUAAAAUUGGCAAGUAAACUAUUCAACCAGUCAAUACCUCCAUAAAGAGUACGGUCUUCCUCAGUUCAGAAUUAUUGGGACUUUGUGAAUAUUUAUUCCCAUACUGUCUCCUUUUUAGCAUGACUUUACAAAGCUACUUCAUUUAAGUAAAUUUUAAAAACCUCUAUCCAAAUACGUAGGUUGCUUUGUUGUGGCAUUCUUAACUCAUUUUCUUCUCAAAAAAGCCAUAUAUUUACUCAGUCAACUAUAAAAUAACAUGUUGUUGUCCUAAUAUAAUAGAGUCGUAUGUUGGAAGUCAAACGGAAUCUGUUCCAGAAGUCCGUUUGACUUCUGAAAUGUUCAGAAACCAAGGUGCAGCUUCCAGUUGGCUGCAAGAAGCUCCUGCAGCUAAUCGGAAGCUGCGGAACACAGGUCGGAUGUUCAGGUUCUGAAAUGUUCAGAAACCAAGGCGCAGCUUCCAGUUGGCUGCAAGAAGCUCCUGCAGCUAAUCGGAAGCUGCGGAACCCGGGUCGGACGUUCAGGUUCCAAAGAAUGUUUGCAAACCAGAACACUCACUUCUGGGUUUGUGGCAUUCAGGAGCCAAAAUGUUCGACUUGCAAGGCAUUUGGGAGCCCAGAUACAACUGUAUAAUAAUAUUCAUAUUGUUUGUCAUGGUCAUUAAGGUAUAAGAUAAGUGAUGCCAUUUCUGUUUGUAUUCCAUAGCAACCUAUUCCCAUUUUCAUUGUAUAGGAAUUUGUUGCAAGUGAAGGGGAAGAUGAUCCAGAAGUGGAAUUUUUGAAAUCCUUGACAACUAAGCAAAAACAGAAACUUCUUAGGUAACUAUAAUGCUAACAGAUAUAGUAGUACUUCUUUAAAAGUUACCAACAAAACACCCCAAAGGUUUUUUUAUUUAUAUAUAUAUAUAUAUAUAUACACACACACACACACACACACACACACACACACACACACACAGUGGUACCUCGGGUUAAGUACUUAAUUCGUUCCGGAGGUCCGUUCUUAACCUGUAACUGUUCUUAACCUGAAGCACCACUUUAGCUAAUGGGGCCUCCAGCUGCCACUGCACAAUUUCUGUUCUCAUCCUGAAGCAAAGUUCUUAACCCGAGAUACUAUUUCUGGGUUAGCAGAGUCAGUAACCUGAAGCAUAUGUAACCUGAAGCGUAUGUAACCCGAGGUACCACUGUAUAAUAUUGGGGGUGGAUGAAUCCUAAGCGAUAUUGGUGAUAAUGUACUGCACCUUUAAUAAAUUUUGCUCCAAUAUUAAAUGCACCACUUUGGAGCACUUCCCAUGUUUUCAAUAGAACCUCUCAAGGUUGGGGAGUUAAAGCUGAAAUUCUGAAAUACCUUUCCCUCUAUUUACUUUGUCUAUAGUGUGCUCUUAGGCCUAUAUAUGGAGGAGAUGUUUCAGCUAGUUCUUUCUAAGUCUGAAUGCUGUCUUUUUAUAUAUUUCAUCAAGGGCAGACAGAAGGACUCUCUCAAUAACAUGAAAUGAACGAAUUAUAUAUGGCAACAACCUUCUACAGUUGUAAAUAUGUUCAGUUGAAAAAUAUAUACAAAUAUGGGGGGAAAUGAUACUUGUUCUUACUGGAUGAAAUGUUAACCGAACUCCUUAAUCCAGAAUAAUUAAUGAAAUUAGCCACAACAGUUUUGGGAAACUAGGACUUACACAUAACUGAGCCUCUUAAAACAGCAGAAUGCCAUUAAUUAUUAUUAUUAUUAUUAUUAUUAUUAUUAUUAUUAACAACUUUACUUCUUCCAACAGUGUUGCAUUUCAUUGUGGAUGGAGUCUUUAAAAAAUAAUAAUUGUUUAUUACUAUUGCUAGCUGCCCUGGGCAACUAGUGUCUAAAGUCAAGACUAUAAAUUUAAAUAAAACACACUCAUCUGCAUGCACAGCAUCUUGAUGGGGGCACAUGUAGCACCUUCAGACAAUAAGCAGCUGUGCUUGGCAGGGAGGAAGGGAUUCUAAAUCCAACCCAGCCAUGCUGCCUCUUCCAAACAGUGUGUUUGCACCGUCACUGAUCACCAGGUGAGGCUAUGCAUGUGCAACCAUUGCUGCUGGAUGGGCUGAGAAGUAGGCAUGCAUAUACAAUUCCCCAUCCACGCAAGCAGGAUUCUGUUCCUGCGUGGCCCCUUGCUGGUUUCAGGCUCAGAGGGGGUAGAGGGGAAGAAGCAUGUGCCCCAGGCAGCGUGUUAGGGGGGCAAAAAGCAUCCUACCAUAUCCGUUUUUUCCAUACCUGGCCCUUUUGACAGGACUGGAGCCAUGAUACUGUGCCUCUCAAACUUUGUAUAAAAAAUAAUAUUACUCACAGGUAAAUAAGGUAUCUAGAUCCUAGAACACUGGAAGAAAUGUUUUAUUUAAAAAUAUUUAGAACAUGUCUAUUUUUAAAAAAAACAAAACCAAAGCAAAAUUACCUUUAUGGCCCAGGUGCAAAUUGCUCCCUUUGCCCCUUACAUUUCAUCAGCAGGUGGCAAGUUUGGGAGUAGAGUGUGCUCUUAUUUUUUAAAUAGUAAACUUGUCACAGUCUGAUAUUGCGUAGGGUCUGGCCUCUAAAAUAUAACAUUAUUCCCCUGCCAUACUUCUCUGCUUAAUUGCUCUCCUUUUCCAUGCUCAAAAUAAAAGGAAACUGGAUCGCCUGGAGAAAAAGAAGAAGAAGAAGAAGAGAGACAGAAAGAAGAAAAAGCAGCAGAAGAGAAAAAGCAAAAGUAAACACAGGAAACAUAAGAGCAGGUCCUCUUCCCCAUCCUCCAGUGACUCUUCAGAAAGCAACAGUGAUAGUGAGACUGACAGCCGAGAUAAAGCAGCACAAAAGAAGAUGGAUUCUAAGGAAAGAAGAAAAGCCAAGUUUUCAGAGGCUAGCAGCAGUGAUUCUGAAGAGAAGGCGAAGACUAAGGGGAAACUUUAUGAAGAUCCCUCCAGCAGUCAUGGUAACAAGGACAAAGAUAGAGAGAAGUGUGGACUUUUAAAGCAAGAUAGUUCUGGAAGGAACAACAAAUGGAGCUCCUCUGAGAGCAGAAGAAAGCCCACAACAAGCAGAAAUGAUAACACAGACAAGAGAAGAGAAUCUGAAAGGUACGGGAGCGGAAGCAGGAGCCAGAGCAAGGAGGAAAGGAGCGGGAGAGACGUUGACAGGAGGUACAGGACUUCUAGCCCGAAUGAGGAGCAGCGGCACAGGAAAAGUGAAGCGAAAAGCUGCAGCUCAGACGUGCGCAGAGAGCAACACAGAGAGAGCUACAGAGACAAAUACAGUAAAAUGGAGCGCAGAGAGAGAAGCAGGAGCAGAGAGAGGCAAAAAUAGAUAAUGUGGGUGGCAGAUGUACUGCUUGCAUCUUUUUUUGAACUCCUUUAGUAAGGGCUCCUAACAUACACCUCUCGUUCUUUCAGAUUGACUGUUCUCAGUAAAUUGUCUGUCUCUCUCACUUCAAAUAACCCUUUGCAUUUUGUAUAUAUGUUGCAAACAUGUACAGGCUUCAAAACUUGAAGGGAUUAUUAACAAAAUAAACGUGUCUUCAGUUUGUGUAGGAAACCAUGUGAUUUUAUUUUGGCGUGGGGUAAGUGGAGGUUAUUGUCCCUUGUUUUAGAAAUUCACGUGCAAAAGUACUUUGCAAUCCUCUGUAGAAGUGGGAGCUUCACUAAUAAAUAAAAUUUAUCCUUGCUUGGUGAUAGAUGUAAAUACUCUUGUGAGGAACGGAGCAAGAGUUCCAGGUUAUAUUAAAUGAUUCCAAUAGUAUCUGGGUAAAAUCACUUUUACGGACAACAAAACGCUUGAUUAUAUUUGAAGCAAGGCAUUUCCCCACCCCAAGUUCCCCCUAAGAGGUCAAUUUCUUAAGUUAAAACAGCACAGCAACAUAGUUCCACAUAAGUGUGUAGCCAACAUUUUUGACCUCCUGUGGAGUAUAACUUGGUCAAGGCUAUCUAAGCAUCUUGAGCCCUAGUUGGUACAUGUUACCGCAGUGUCGAGUUAUUUCUCAAGACAUGGGAAGUAUAUUUACUGCCUUCACAGUUUGUAAAUAUCAUGUGCUGUAGGAAUGUUGUGUCAACUCUAGUCUUAACCUUGUCAGACAGUAGAUUUCUCUUUAGGGUUUGGGUUGUAGUUUUUUAAAGAGAUGUUCAGGGAUGAACUACAUUAAAUAAACUUUGAUUCCCCCCCAAAAAA